Condylura cristata (star-nosed mole) is the source of this 1890-nucleotide messenger RNA. RefSeq names its product bystin-like (gene BYSL). Gene Ontology annotation, cellular component: nucleolus; preribosome, small subunit precursor; cytoplasm. Bases 243 to 1550 code for a protein of 435 amino acids. The transcript has 7 exons. Gene Ontology annotation, biological process: rRNA processing. The record is from RefSeq and is a predicted model, not a curated record. Lineage: Eukaryota; Metazoa; Chordata; Mammalia; Eulipotyphla; Talpidae. Gene Ontology annotation, molecular function: snoRNA binding.
GGCGCGGCUUCCUGUCACUAUAAAAGCCAGGGUCAAAAGCACUGCGUUUACUCGGGAGUCAAUUCACGAGCUGGUUUAGGGGGUGGGACGAUGCCAAGGGCACUUUUGACCUCCCGACGCUAGGGGACGCUGUGGUCCUUCUGUGUCCUCUUGGGACCUGGUAAUCACUGGGCAUGCGCACUCGGAGCUGUUUUUUCUUCUGUUCCCACGUGUGAAACUUCCCUACAACAUUUUGAGGAGAAAUGCCCAAAAUCAAGGUGCCCCGUGGGGCCGGAGGUCAGGAAAAACAUGCCCCGCUGGCCGACCAGAUCCUGGCUGGGGACGCGGUGCGCCCAGGGGCUCGGGAAAAGAGGCGGGGUCGCGGAACCCGAGACGAAGACGAAGAGUAUGUGGGACACCGGCUGACACGACGGAUUUUGCAGCAAGCGCGGCAGCAGCAGGAGGAGCUCGAGUCCGAGCAUGGCACUGGGGGCAAACCCGCGGCGCCGCGGGAGCGCACCACGCGGCUGGGUCCAGGAAUCCCCCGGGAUGGAUCAGAUGACGAGGAAUGGCCCACCCUGGAGAAGGCCGCUACCAUGACAGGGGCAGUCCAGCAUGCAGAGGUGGUCGUGGACCCUGAGGAUGAGCGUGCCAUCGAGAUGUUCAUGAACAAGAACCCUCCUGCCAGGCGUACCCUGGCUGACAUCAUCAUGGAGAAGCUGACCGAGAAGCAGACAGAGGUCGAGACAGUCAUGUCAGAGGUGUCGGGCUUCCCUAUGCCACAGCUGGACCCCCGGGUCCUGGAGGUUUACAGAGGGGUCCGGGAGGUAUUAUCUAAAUACCGCAGCGGGAAGCUUCCUAAAGCCUUUAAGGUCAUCCCUGCACUUUCCAACUGGGAGCAAAUCCUCUAUGUCACGGAGCCGGAGACCUGGACUGCAGCCGCCAUGUACCAAGCCACGAGGAUUUUCGCCUCUAACCUGAAGGAGCGCAUGGCCCAGCGCUUCUACAACCUCGUCCUGCUCCCCCGGGUACGAGAUGACAUAGCUGAAUACAAACGACUCAACUUCCACCUCUACAUGGCACUCAAGAAGGCCCUGUUCAAGCCGGGAGCCUGGUUCAAAGGGAUUCUGAUCCCACUGUGUGAGUCAGGCACCUGUACUCUCCGGGAAGCCAUCAUCGUGGGAAGCAUCAUCACCAAAUGUUCCAUCCCGGUUUUGCAUUCCAGCGCAGCCAUGCUGAAAAUUGCCGAGAUGGAAUACAGCGGGGCCAACAGCAUCUUCCUGCGCCUGCUGCUGGAUAAGAAAUACGCGCUGCCCUACCGCGUGCUGGACGCUCUGGUCUUCCAUUUCCUGGGCUUCCGGACAGAGAAGCGUGAACUUCCCGUGCUGUGGCACCAGUGCCUUCUGACUCUGGCCCAGCGUUACAAGGCCGACCUGGCCACAGAGCAGAAGGAGGCCCUGCUGGAACUGCUUCGCCUGCAGCCCCAUCCACAGGUGUCCCCCGAGAUCCGGCGUGAGCUACAGAGCGCAGUCCCCCGGGAUGUGGAAGAUGUUCCCGUUGCCAUGGAGUGAGGAAAACAGUCCCUCAUCCUGGCCUGAGGGCCGUGGGGGGGGAUAUCAGGACCCCUGUUGGUGACUGCAGAGGACAGUGAGCCUUGAGAUCCAGAUCAGCUGGAGGGCUGAAGAUCGAGGUCAGCGCAGUGAGAGGCCAGGGCAAACUUCCCAGUCCCUGGCAGAGAGGACUGAGGGUCUGCCUGGCUCCAGCUUUCAUUCUAGGCCUGAGUUCCCACUCAGUGCUGAGACCUGACAGCGUCUCUUCCUCCCCAGCAGGGGUGGAAGUACUUUGUCUCGGGCUGCUGUGUCAAGUUACCGCGGUAUAGAUAAAAACACUGGCAAGUGUUCUUGAAUUUCC